Messenger RNA from Hipposideros armiger (great roundleaf bat), 2114 nucleotides. RefSeq lists its product as uncharacterized. The record is from RefSeq and is a predicted model, not a curated record. Gene Ontology annotation, cellular component: external side of plasma membrane. Lineage: Eukaryota; Metazoa; Chordata; Mammalia; Chiroptera; Hipposideridae. The transcript has 5 exons. Bases 1127 to 2104 code for a protein of 325 amino acids. Gene Ontology annotation, molecular function: IgG receptor activity. Gene Ontology annotation, biological process: antibody-dependent cellular cytotoxicity; cell surface receptor signaling pathway.
GCAAACUCUACCCAGCAGCCAAACCAAACCAAAAUGGAAACCUGAGGAGCAGUGGCUGUGAGUCUGCCAUGUCAGCAGCCCCGUGCCAGCCCUGCCACGCAUCACACCUCCUGGGCCUGUCCAACGAUCCUGCAAGUGAGGCCUUCCCCAGACAUCUGGGAACCCACUGGGAGCACGGGCCUGCCCAGCAGAGCCAUUUGAUUGUCUGUCUGAGUCCUGGACUCGGGGGUCCAUGUGCAUGUGCUGGCUGGGGGCCUCGAGCACAGGCAGAGGCUAACGGUCUUGCCACGUCCAGACCACCACCCGCCACCUUCUCUGGUUCCUUUCCAUCUUUCCCACGGCCCAUUUCUCUCCCACUGCCGGCGUUUCUUUGAACAGAGGGUGCGAAUCUCAUGAUCACGCUCACACUAAGAACUUAGAGGCUCCUGUGGAUGGCAGACCCUCGGGGCUCACGCAUUUCAAUUAUAUUUUUAGCUCCAGCUGACAUUCAGUAUGACCUUGUAUCAGUUUCGGGGGCACCACAUAGCAGUCAGACAUUUAUACAAUUUAUGCCAUGGUCCCCGAUGAGUCUAGUGCCCACCUGGCACCACAGAUAGUUGUUGCAACAUUAUUGACUGUAUUCUCUAUGCAUUUAGAAUUUUGAACAAAAUGUUGGUGGAGAUAAUAUUGGGGUGAGGGCCAUGUCCAGUGGGCAGGGGAUGCAAGGACCACUUGCUGCAUGUGGACAGGCCAGCUGCGUGGAUGAGGUCAGGGCCAGGCAGGGGUGGGAGGGUCUGAGGGGGAGGACCCUCCCUUGUGAGUGUCGUCCCCAGGGUCCUGCUGAACCCUUCUUGGCGCUGGGCAGCCCCCACCCCAGGAGGUGGGCGCAACCCUGAGACUGCUAAUCGUCCCCGACAUGUCACCAGCUGCUCAGUGCGGACCUAUUGGGCAAAUGGGGCACACCCCCAGUCUCUUCCCCCUGUCCCGCCCUAUCAGACCCAGGAGUCAAUGAAGCUCCCGGAAAAGGACCAUAGUAAGCAUCAGGCUGGGGAGUAGUGGGAAAGGCUGCUUACUUCCUCUCUCAGUGCAGCUGGGUCACUUCAGGGCUCCAGAUACCCGUGCUGACUUGUCCACUGUAACACCCAGCAUGUGCCGGCUGCUGCCGCCCACGGCUCUGCUCCUUCUUGCUUCAGCUGGCACGAGAGCUGCAGAACCCCCAAAGGCCGUGGUGUCCCUGGACCCUGUGUGGGACAGGGUGCUGGAGAAGGACAGAGUGACUCUGCAGUGCCAGGGGGCCUACCCCCAGGAGGACAACUCCACACGGUGGUUUCACAAUGGGAACCUCCUCCCAUACCAGGCCUCCAGCCUCGUCAUCGCAGACGCCCGAGUUAAUAACAGUGGAAAUUAUAGCUGCCAGACAGACUUCUUCACACGCAGUGACCCGGUGAAGCUCAAAGUCCACGCUGGUGAGCGGGCGAAGGGGACGAGGGUGAGACUGAGGCCAGGAGAGGCGUGGGGAGAGCCAGGGAUGAGGCGAGGUGCUCAGAACGAAGCGAGACGGUCUGUGGUCGUUCUGGGCUGUAUUCGAGUUGUAGUCCUAGCCACACUGGGCCUGGCACAUGUCAAAGCCUGGCACGUAACAGGCGCACACCUGCAGUCGUGCCCGGUUCCAGGAGCAACAUACAGAGAAUACAGCACGGCGGUGGUGUCUGAAGGUCAGGGCAUGACCUUGAGGCUCGCUAGCACUUACCGCAUAGAUGAACGAAUCCAUUCUCAGGGCCCCGAUCUCCUUCCCACUCAGGCACACAGAGCCCUAAGCUGCCCCAAGCCAUCCCUCACGGCCCAGCAUCAUACCUGCCACUCUCUGCCAUCAAUGCCACACUCAGACGUACACGUCAGCCACGCUCGGGAGCACAGGUCCGCUCCAGUCCGGGUCUCCAGCUCAGACCUGCACCCUGACCACUCCCCUGGUUCCGCAGUUCAAGACUUCCAAAUUCCAUUCUACCUGGUGAUGGGACUCCUGUUGGCAGUGAACACGGGGCUGUACUUCUCUGUGCAGAGACAACUUCGAAGGUUACUGAGGAAGGGCAGUAAUUACAAAGUCACAUGGAGCAAGAGCCCUUAGGACAAAGGGG